AGGAAGAAAUAACAACAUGAGAAUCAACGUGAAGUGUUCUUGAUUUUGCAGGCGUUAGCAUGGCCUCUUCUUCCGGGGAAUCGGAACCACUUGUCUCAGUGGAUGAGGAAAAAGAAUUAGUAGACUAUGGAGCUGCCUCACAGACCCCACCACCAGUCCGAGUAGUAAACAGCACCUACAGAGGUGGAUAUGAAUACAGGAAACACAGACACCACUCUGACCCUGAUGGAGGGACAGUUUUAGAAAAGAUUAAACAGUAUAUGCCAGCUGUCCAUGCACAAAGAGGAAUCUUUCCUCCAGACAAUCCGACCACAGUAUCUCUAAACAAGUGCAAGCAACAGGUGCUCAAGCCAUACCUGUGGAUCCUAUCCCUUAUUGGCUGGCGGCCCAUUGUUUUGACGUAUGAGGGGUCUAAAUGGGUUGAUGCCGUAAACGUUGUCUACUUUGUCUGUGUGAUGUUCUUUAUCUUUAUGGGAUAUGUCAUCUCAUUUCUGGCGUGCUUUAGGCGGGACAGGGGACCACCAGUGGUGCCUGUUCCAAACCUUGGAAAUGAGACUAAACAUGGGAAUUACAGUGACUGCCAACAUUACAUGAUCAGCCAGUUUAUUAUUCCUGAUAUACUUCACGAGAUUGCAUAUUUUUAUGCCUGGUACAUAAUACGAAUUGCCAAAAGUGAACAACUUGAAAUGCUCAUGGAAAAGGCGUUCCUGCAGUCAGAGAUGCAGCAUACAGGAUUGUCGCAAACCAGGCUGGUGAAAACGCUGAGAUGGUUCCUAUGGCUUGGCUUCCUGUGGCUGGUCCUGUCAUUUCUAGAUCAAGUCCUCCAUGUCAUCAGCCUGUACCUCAGUGAGUCUGAUGGUGGCUAUUUGAAGGUGCACUUCUGGGUAGGAGACCCUGGAACUGACGCGGGUCGAGGCAUUCUCAUGUGUCUGAUGGUCAUUGGUAACACAGUACUGGACUGUGUCUAUGUGGCUGUGGUCAUUAACUAUAGCGUCCAGUGUUCCUUGGUCAUCUAUCUGCUACAGGGAUUGUGCCAGAAGAUCAAAGAGAAAAUUGUUGACUUUGAGCAGGCUAUGAAAGAAGUGAUGGACCUGGAAGAAAAUCUUCACAUUCUAAACAGAAGCAUGGGCACUGCAGUAUCCAUUUUGAUGUUUAACUUCAUCACUCUUAUUAUCUUAGGUUUUGAAGGUAUAUUAACGAAGGAAAGCACAGACAACUGGUUGUCAGUAACUGUCACCUUGUUGGCAACUUGUUUGUGGCUGUCUAUAAUGGCUUUACCUGUGGCUCAGGCCUGUCGUGUAUCUGCAUGGUGUCGAACCCUGAGAAAGUCAGGCCAUGAGGUGAGAUCGCGGCCAUUUGUGUACUCGCGGACGGACAGAGAAGAACUGGACUCCUUUCUGAUGUUUACGUCCACCUUGGACAUGAGGGCCAAGAUGUUUGGGAUCCCUGUGAAAGCCUCCUAUGUCUUUGGAAUAGUGGUGCUGAUAGCUCUGAUCCUGCUCCUGUUGUUUCAGAUUGGUGUGUUCAGUGUUUGGCUGUGAAGUACUCACUCUAGUGAACCUGAAUUGGUCUUAAUCUGCAAUUUUUGAUUACAAAUGAUCUUAUUAUAUGGUUUUAAUCAUUAUAGAGCACAUUCAGAAAAGCAGAGUAACAGAUCCGUGGAUCAAAUAUGGUCGACCCACUUGAAUGCAUGGUGCGUAAUCCCUGUGAGGAACAUAUUCAGUGUCUAAUUGGGAAUUUAGUGACAAGCUUUUUAGUGGGUUGCCAUAUCUGUUAGUCCACUGUUCUGGUGGACUGAAAUGGUCUUGCCAUGAACUUGCCAUUAAAUUAUCUUAAAAAUCUUCAUUUUAGCCUUACUCAACUUGGAUGAAUAAGGCUAAUAUUGGAUUGAUCAAGCAAUUUUCUCCCCUUACCAUGGGGAAAUGUAUGGGGGAAGACAAUUGCUUAACAACUUGACUGGUCGUCAGUCCAAUAAUAGUUUAACUCAUUGAUUGAAACCAUGAAAUAUCAUUUAUGAUCUGAAUUUGCAUGUUGGGACCAUUUUCGGCGCACUAGUGUCAGUUGUUGACUGUAAGGUGAAAUACAUUCCUGGAUUUUGUGGUCAUUCAUUUUUAGCAGAAACCAAACAGGGUUUUAAACAAGUCAGAGAUUCUUAACUACAAAGAUGAGAUAGGACUAAUGUUAAAAUAUUAUGCUUUUUUAUACGGCUUAUUUUGAUUUUUGAUAUUUUUAAAGCUAGAAAUCCUUUGCUUCUACAUAGACAUAACUAUGUACUUACAAUGUAUUAUAAUUUUAUUUUGUUUUGGAAAUUGCAAGCUUUUUAUACAGAAACAUAUCAUAAAUCUAAAAAAAAA
Lingula anatina is the source of this 2354-nucleotide messenger RNA. RefSeq lists its product as uncharacterized. Lineage: Eukaryota; Metazoa; Brachiopoda; Lingulata; Lingulida; Lingulidae. The record is from RefSeq and is a predicted model, not a curated record.